CCCGCCCCCGACCCGGAGCUCUCGCAGCUCGAGACCCGGGCCGAAUCAUCCCCUUUGACUGUGGCCCUGAAAAGACUGGGUUGUAGUAAGGAAAUCGUGAAGUUGGGUAACAGUCUCAGAAUACCUCUCAUUUGCUGCCGGCUGCAAAGUUCCUUAUAUAAAAAAACAUCCGCUCUGCGAUUAUAACUGUGAUGUCCGGGCUUGAAGAACUAGCCCUACCACCUUCGAGAGGUCCAGCCCAUGCUGCUCUCUCCCCUAUGAAGGGAGACCUUUAAUGGCACUAUAAUCUUCCUAUUUUUUACCUGAAGGGAAAACUUAAAAUCAAGUUCAGAUAGCCCCUGACCAUCACUAUUCUUGUGAAGGUAGUUUGUAGCCGCCAUGUGUAAAUACCCAAAGAAUGGUAAUACAGGGACCUUCUGAAAACUUUUUGUGAAAGUAAUAUGUGGACAAGAUCUAAAAAUCAAAUGAUACAGAAAAGUUCAUAAUGAAAAUUCCUGCCUUAUCGUUUUGCAUUCCCGGUCUUUUCCCCCCGGAGACAACAUUUAACCAAGAAUAAUAAUCUCAUGACCCCCAUCUCUUCUUGAUACAAAGAUUUGAUUUUUUAAAUUUCUUCUGUCUUAACCGUUCAUUACAAGUUUUUACUAAAAGUCAUGGUUAUUGUGUAAUGUAUAAAUAUUAUGAAACUAGCUUGGACAUUUUUUUUCAUGAAUUUCUAGCUGAAUUUAAUUUAGACAUCUGUUUUUGGUGAAGUGAUUAGAAUUGUGAACACUGUCUUAUGGGUCAACUUCAAGCGUGAUUAUGAUUUCACUUUAGGGCAUGUGGGAUUUAGAAAGGAGCAGUGAAAAUUAUGAAAUUGCGAAUGCUGCUUUGGAUAUUAAAUCCAUUGCACUAAACAUGAGCUGUGUGAUCUGUGUAGAGAUCAAAGCUAUAAUUUGUUUUGUUUUUUACAGUGUGGUUUAAUAAGAGAUUUAAUUUACCUCAAAUGGCAUUUCUCCCUUAUGCUUGAGAGCAAUGGAUAAUGCUCCGUAGCUCUGAGGGUUUGAUUGUGUGUGUGUGUUUUCCUCCCAUAGGCAAUUAUUUCCGGUCAGAGAAGGAAGCCAGUGCCUGGCCUUCUUAACCAGCUUUCUACCUGCCAUGAUCAAGUGCUUGUCAGUUGAAGUACAAGCCAGAUUGCGUUCUGGUUUGGCUAUAUGCUCCUUAGGCCAGUGUGUUGAGGAACUUGCCCUCAAUAGCAUUGAUGCUGAAGCAAAAUGUGUGGCUGUCAGGGUGAAUAUGGAGACUUUCCAAGUUCAAGUGAUAGACAAUGGAUUUGGGAUGGGGAGGGAUGAUAUAGACAAGGUGGGAAAUCGUUAUUUCACUAGUAAAUGCAACUCGCUACAGGACUUGGAGAAUCCCAGGUUUUAUGGUUUCCGAGGGGAGGCCUUGGCAAGUAUAGCUGACAUGGCCAGUGCUGUGGAAAUUUCAUCCAAGAAAAACAAGACAAUGAAAACUUUUGUGAAACUGUUUCAGAAUGGAAAAGCCCUGAAAGCUUGUGAAGCUGACCUGACUAGACCAAGUGCCGGGACAACAGUAACAGUAUAUAACCUAUUUUACCAGUUACCUGUAAGGAGGAAAUGCAUGGAUCCUAGACUGGAGUUUGAGAAGGUCAGGCAGAGGAUAGAAGCUCUUUCGCUCAUGCACCCUUCCAUUUCUUUCUCUUUGAGGAAUGAUGUUUCUGGUUCCAUGGUUCUUCAACUUUCUAAAACCAAAGACACAUGUUCCCGAUUUUGUCAAAUUUAUGGACUGGGUAAGUCCCAAAAAUUAAGAGAAAUAAAAUUUGAAUACAAGGAGUUUGAGCUCAGCGGCUAUAUCAGCUCUGAAGCACAUUACAAUAAGAAUAUGCAAUUUUUGUUUGUGAACAAAAGACUGGUUUUAAGGACAAAGUUGCAUAAAUUCAUUGACUUUUUAUUGAGGAAAGAAAGUAUUAUAUGCAAGCCAAAGAAUGGUUCUGCCACUAGACAAAUGAAUUCAAGUCCUCGGCAUCGGUCUAACCCAGAACUCCAUGGGAUAUAUGUAAUCAAUGUGCAGUGUCAGUUCUGUGAAUAUGAUGUGUGCCUGGAGCCAGCAAAAACGCUGAUUGAAUUUCAGAACUGGGAUACUAUUUUGGUUUGCAUUCAGGAAGGAGUGAAAAUGUUUUUAAAGAAAGAAAAACUAUUUGUGGAAUUAUCAGGUGAGGACAUUAAAGAAUUUAGUGAAGAUAACGAUUUUAGUUUAUUUAGUGCUACUCUUCAGAAGCACGUGUCUUCUGAUGAGAAGGGUGACCAGGUCAGUUUUCAAGAAGCAUGUAAUAGUAUUUUGGAUUCCUAUGAAAUGUUUAAUUUUCAAUCAAAAGCUGUGAAAAGAAAAGCUACUGUAGAAAACAGAAGAAACACACAGAAUUCUAGAGAUUCAGAAGCUACCAGAAAAAACACAAAUGAUUCAUUCUUGUACAUUUGUGAAUCAGAUGGCCCAGGCCAUGGUAAAGUGACAGAGUCAUCUUUACAAAACAAAGAUAGCUCUUGCUCAGAAUCAGGGAUCUUACAACAACAGACAGCUGAAGCAUCAGAAUGGGGAGAAAAUGGGAAACAUAAAAAACUUUGCUUAGAACGUAACUCUUCAGAAAGUCCAUGUGGAACCAGUUCAGAAAUGUUUGUAAACCCUUUUCAGACAUCAUACUGCUUUGAGAAGAAUAGAGAAGAUCUAGAAAUACAGAAAGCAAGUGCUAUUGUUAAUGGCAUGGCUGCCAGUAUCCUGAAAAAUAAUGGAGUUCAGAAUCAAUUAGAGAGAUUUAAAGACGCUACCAAAAUGGGAUCCCAACCUCUGCCUUUUGAGACAACGUUAUUGAGAGUACGUGGUGCUCAGAGAGAGGAAGAGAAAGAAAAACAACCUAGUAAUUGUGGAAGAGUAAACAUUUUUAGUUAUGGACAAGUUAAAUUAUGCUCCACUGGCUUUAUAACUCAUGUGGUACAAAAUGAGCAAACUAAAUCAACUGAAAGAGAACAUUUACUUAAAAACUGUAUUCAACCUGGUCCCGUGAGUGCCCGAGAAACAUUUGUAAACAGAGCAUGCCAUUCAGUUGAGACUCCAAACAUCGAAGAUCCAACCAGCACUUUAAGUAAAGACUUUGCUCAACUGUCCGACAAGAAAUUGUGCAGAACAAAUACAAGUUAUGGGCUAGAGAACAAACCUAUAGCAACUUGUGAAAACAUUGCUGUUUCUCAGGAAGGUACUAAAGAAUCACACAUGGAUUGCUUAUUACUUGACACAGCCUCUUCUUCCCCUUGGUGUAGAUACGUUUCAAAUGGUAGUAAGAAAAUAGAUAAAUUGAUUGGUUUCUCCAAACCGAUAGCCCAUAAGAAGCUAAGCUUAAGGUCACAACUGGGAUCUUUAGAGAAGUUUAAGAGGCAAUAUGGGAAGGUUAAAAGUCCUCUGAAUACAGAGGUGGAAGAAAAUAAUAAUUCUGAAAUCUCUACCAAUCUCGGUCCUCAAGUUGAAUCUGACAUUCCAUGGAAAGAGAAGAAUCACUUAGACAACUCAGGCAUUUGUAAAAUCACUACUAUGAAACAUAAUGAUUCAAAUAACAGUUGUCUGCCAGUAAGUCACAUCUUUUACUCAAAGAAGUUUCCAUUCUCUAGUGAAGAAGAUUGUUUGGAACAACAGACUCCUUGCUUAAGAGAAAGUCCUGUAACUCUAAAGGAAUUAUCUGAUUUUAACAGAAAACCUUUGGAUGCCACGCAGUCUCCUAAAUCUUUAGCCUCUAAAUUAUCCAGAAUGAAAGGUUCCGAAAGAGAGACUCAAGCAUUGGAAAUGAUGAGUCAUUUUAAUGAACUUCCACAAUCAGAUUCUAGUAGGAAAGACCAUGACUUGUGCAGUGGGUUAAUCCUGGAUUCUUGCAAGUUAUUUAAAAAUGAGUAUAAAAAAAUAGACAGUGGCAUCAUUCCAGUGUUGGACUCUGUCACACAGGAUAAUCCCUUCAAUAAAGAUAGUAAAACAUACUCUAACAACAACACAACAGGGAACUCCGUGAUACCAGAAACUCCUUUGGUAUUACCCUGUAGUCAUUCUAAAGUCAUCAGUGAAGAUACGGAUGUUCUUAUAGCUUCAGACCCACAGACAGGAAGUCCUGACUCUCCCAGUAAAAUGUUAAUGAGUCACAUAGAAGAUGGCACAGCUGACAGAAAACGAACUCGUUUUCAGAGUGAAGAAUCUAUAGCAAGAACUUGUUUUGAAAAUGAAGAGUCAAACACAUGUUCUUUGGAUUGGCAGCAGCAUUUUGAUGUAGCCCUGGGAAGAAUGGUUUACAUCAACAAAAUAACUGGACUGAGUACAUUCAUUGCUCCUACUGAGGAUAUUCAGACUGCUUGUACUAAAGACCUGACAACUGUAGCUGUGGAUGUCAUACUUGAGAAUGAUGCUGUGGAUGAUACUGUUGGUAGAGAAUCACUUCAGUCUUUGUUCUCAGAGUGGGAAAAUCCAGUAUUUGCCCGUUAUCCAGAGGUUGCUGUUGAUGUAAGCAGUGGCCAGGCCAAAAGCCUCGCGGUUAAAAUUCACAAUGUCUUACAUCCUUAUCGUUUCACCAAAGAAAUGAUUCAUUCAAUGCAGGUUCUACAGCAAGUGGAUAACAAGUUUAUUGCCUGUUUAAUGAGCACCAAGACUGAAGAGAAUGGUGAGGCAGGUGGAAACCUGCUAGUCUUAGUGGAUCAGCAUGCCGCCCAUGAGCGUGUCCGUUUAGAGCAGCUGAUUGUUGAUUCCUAUGAGAAGCAACAGCCACAAGGCUCUGGUCGGAAGAAAUUACUGUCUUCCAUUGUAAGCCCUCCACUAGAGAUAACAGUGACAGAAGAACAAAGCAGACUCUUACGGUGCUACCACAAAAAUCUGGAAGAUCUGGGCCUUGAAAUUAUAUUUCCAGACAACAGUGAUUCUCUGGUCCUUGUAGGAAAAGUACCACUCUGUUUUGUACAAAGAGAAGCCAGUGAACUUCGAAGAGGAAGAUCUCCUGUGACCAAGAGUAUUGUGGAGGAAUUUAUUCGAGAACAAGUGGAGCUACUCCAGACCACAGGAGGCAUCCAAGGGACUUUGCCACUGACUGUCCAGAAGGUGUUGGCAUCCCAAGCUUGCCACGGGGCCAUCAAGUUUAAUGAUGGCCUGAGCCCGGAGGAGAGCUAUCGCCUUAUUGAAGCCCUGUCGUGGUGCCAGCUGCCAUUCCAGUGUGCUCACGGGAGACCUUCUAUGCUGCCGCUGGCUGACAUAGACCACUUGGAGCAGGAAAAGCAGAUUAAACCCAAUCUUGCUAAACUUCGCAAAAUGGCCCAGGCCUGGCAUCUCUUUGGAAAAGCGGAAAGAUGUGAAACAGGGCAAAGCCAGAGGGCAUCCAUGCCUCCUUGUGAGCCACCGUGAGAACAGAAUUAUUGAUCUGUAAGGAGCCAAAGGGAUGCUAACUGCCUCUGAGCAGAUAGCAUGGGCUGCAGGUACCAGCAGAGUCUGAGGCCACCAGUGUCUCCAAGCAACGUGAUCAAUCAGUCUUGAGCAGAUGAUCCCUCCAAGCUAAAGACAGUUCAUUCAUCUGCAGCUGUGGACUCAGGAGGUUGCCCUAUGAUAUCUCCUUUUUUUAACUUAUUUAGAGAUAAAAUUUAAUGACUAAUUGA
Molecule: messenger RNA, 5663 nt
Organism: Neofelis nebulosa (Clouded leopard)
Lineage: Eukaryota; Metazoa; Chordata; Mammalia; Carnivora; Felidae
Gene: MLH3
Product: mutL homolog 3
Exons: 11
Coding region: 1135-5415 (1426 amino acids)
Biological process (GO): mismatch repair
Cellular component (GO): mismatch repair complex
Molecular function (GO): ATP binding; ATP-dependent DNA damage sensor activity; ATP hydrolysis activity
Source: RefSeq, a predicted model, not a curated record